This is a messenger RNA of Aspergillus pseudoviridinutans, 495 nucleotides long. RefSeq lists its product as uncharacterized. Bases 1 to 495 code for a protein of 164 amino acids. The transcript has 2 exons. Lineage: Eukaryota; Fungi; Ascomycota; Eurotiomycetes; Eurotiales; Aspergillaceae. The record is from RefSeq and is a predicted model, not a curated record.
AUGGAUGUCCGCAGUAUUGCAGUAGAGGACGUCAAUCGGGGCGGGGGCUGCUCCAUCAUUAAUCUCAGCUACGUGAAUGGUAUAGCAACAUAUUGUUGUGGCACUCCUAUUACAAACGGGACGGAUGUCAUCUGUCCAGAAGGGAUGGACAGCUUCCAGAUCCCAACGGGGCACGCGGUAACCGGUGUGGCUCUCUUGAGCAAUGUUUCAUCGUCAGCGACAACGGCACCUUCGUCCACGGACACGGCGACAGGAUCCUGUCAUGACACUGCGAUUGGAGCUGGAGUGGGAGUUCCCCUAGGCGUCAUCGCGUUGAUGGCACUGACAUGGGCGCUGUUCGAACGAAAAGCGAGACGAGCAAUGCGGACACAAAUACCGCCAACCGCAGUAGUCUUAGACGACAAGAGUGCGCCCUAUACGCGCACUCAUAACGGGUCCCCUUCAGAACUACCGCACACACGCGAUGUAGCUGAACUUAUGGAUAUGAAUGACUAA